Messenger RNA from Gekko japonicus, 3497 nucleotides. It is a transcript of the gene ANP32E, whose product is annotated as acidic nuclear phosphoprotein 32 family member E. Gene Ontology annotation, biological process: regulation of apoptotic process. Bases 91 to 735 code for a protein of 214 amino acids. NCBI's taxonomy places the organism in Eukaryota, Metazoa, Chordata, Lepidosauria, Squamata, Gekkonidae. Gene Ontology annotation, cellular component: nucleus. The record is from RefSeq and is a predicted model, not a curated record. Gene Ontology annotation, molecular function: histone binding; phosphatase inhibitor activity. The transcript has 6 exons.
GUGACGGAGCUGGUUCUUGACAACUGUCGGUCUAGCAAUGGUGAAAUUGAAGGCCUGAAUGACACAUUUAAAGAAUUAGAGUUUCUCAGCAUGGCCAAUGUGGAGUUGACGUCACUGGCCAAGCUCCCCAACUUGACUAAACUUCGAAAGCUGGAACUGAGUGACAACCUAAUUUCAGGGGGCCUGGAGGGCCUGGCAGAGAAGUGUCCCAAUCUCACAUGUUUGAAUCUGAGUGGCAACAAAAUCAAAGAUCUCAGCACUGUGGAAGCCCUGCAAAAUCUUAAGAACUUAAAGAGUCUUGAUUUGGUUAACUGUGAAGUCACAAACCUGGAAGAUUAUAGAGAAAGUGUGUUUGAGCUGCUUCCACAAAUCACAUAUCUAGAUGGAUUUGAUCAAGAUGAUAAUGAGGCCCCUGACUCAGCAGAUGAAGAUGACGAAGAUGGGGACGAGGAUGAGGACGAAGACGAUGAAGACAAAGCUGGCCCCCCAGGAGAAUAUGAAGAGAACGAUGAGGAAGAGGAUGACGGUUCAGACUUGGGGGAGGGUGAGGUUGAAGAGGAGGAGGAGGAAGAGGAAGUGGGCCUUUCAUAUUUGAUGAAAGAAGAGAUUCAGGAUGAAGAAGAUGAUGAUGAUUAUGUUGAGGAGAGAGAAACUGAAGAGGAGGAAGCUGACAGCAUCCGAGGGGAGAAGAGGAAACGUCCAGCAGAGGACGAAGGAGAGGAGGAGGACGACUAAGUUGUAGGAAACAAAAUAGGACCAGAUACACUAUGUUUGUUGCAGGAUAUGCAGUAGUGAUAUGCAGGCUUGUAUGUCUCCAUGUAUCAUAGGUAUCCCUACAGAAAAUAUUAAUGUGUUAACUUUUUAUAGGAAGUGUGUUUUUACUAUUUUGCCCUUUUUAUCAUUCCAACUAAGACAUAAUAGCCCAUUAUCGAUCAUGUGCAUAGAACACUGUUUUUAUCCCUUUAAAUCACUGAACCCGUUCCCCCCUUAGGUGUUUUUUCAGGUUUUUCCUACUGAGUUUUUACAUGCUGUUAGUCCUAGACACAGUUAACUCAGACAGAUUCUACACAUUUUAAUCCAAACUUUUGAGAUCGUAUUCUUUAAAGUCAGAUAUACUGCAAUGUGAUAGAAAGGCCUGUGUCAGACAUGAACUGGGAACUUUGUGAAAGUAAAGAAUGCAGAUACUACUGAAGGGGCUCGUUUUAAAGGGAAGUCUGAAGAAUGCACGGACAAGCUGAGGUCCCACAUUUCCUGCUUGUUCAGAAUUCUCUCUCUCUCUCUCUCUCUCUCUCUCUCUCUCUCUCUCUCUCUCUCAUAUAUAUAUGUAAUGCACACACUUAACCCCCUGGAGGCUUUUCUGCACAUCUUUAAGGAAUACAUAUAAUCAUUUCUCUGUUGGGGUCCUGCUUUGUCCUCAGAUACUUGUGCGUUGGGGGGGGGGGGGCAACCAAAAAAUGAUAUUCUGGAAAUUCCUAAUUAUAAUUUUUUCCAUAAAUUUUAUUAUAUCCAUUGUAUCUCUCCAGGCUAACCAGGAACCAUGUUUCUGGUACAAACAUCAAACUUUACUUCUAGAGGGAAUUUUAGGACCCUGAAAUACUCAGGCUUCCAUUAUUUUGUUAAAGAGGGAAGCUCUUCUUUAUAUUUCAACUUGAUCAGUGCUUGGCAACAGCCUUCGCCAGUAUACUCCUAAGUCUAUAGCAGAGCACAGGGAAGAGGAGCCACGUUGCUUAUCUCUGGAGAGGGGGAAUUGCAGGAAACAGUAGAUUUCUUGCUGUUUCCCUGCACUCCUGAAGCCAUGUGAGGAGCUCUUUCAUCACGUAAAAGACUAUAGAGAAUGGUGGACUCAUUGGCCAUGGAUCAAGUUUGGGCCACAGACAUUAGCGUUUUCCUUAAAAAGUAUUUGUCUCGCUGAAGAAAAGCUGUUGAAGGGACUUACUCAGCAAGAAGUCCUGUUCAGAUGUGGAAAACCUGGAAAAUGUUUUCACAGUAGAACGUCUAAGAAGUCAAGUCCUUUCUGCAGCAGAUGUGAUGGCAAUGAACUGGCCUUCCUAGAGCUCAUAGACUGGGUUUUUUAAAGAAACUAACAGAAAAUUGGGCACACAUAGCGCUCCUUCAGUCCUCUGUCAUGAUGAACUAACUUGUAUUGUUAAAUAGAUAUUUUACCCAAAUAAUACACAGCUGUAUUCAAGAGAGACUAUUUUUUUAUUAUCUAUCCUGCCUAAGAGAAUCUGUCACUAAUUUGAGUAUAGAUAAAAAGGGUUAUUUUUGCAUAGAUGGUGGACUUGGCCCCUUGCUACAUUUGCCUGUGAAUAUAAAUAAUGCAUUACACACAUUGGCACACUUUGUAUGUGUCGUCAGACUCUUAAUUUAGUUUUGAUGGCACUGCAUCCAAGAAGAGCAGCAAAAUUUAGUCUUUUUUUCCCUGAAUUAUCAUUCAUAGAAUGAUAUAGCACAGCUAAUUUUAAAGGUGUUUGGACAGUGUGUAUGGCAACAAAUCAGCAAUUCUGGAUAUAUUAAAUAUCUUAACUAAAAGGACUUGGUAAAGCUUUAUCCCAGUCUUGUUAACCACACCUGUGUAUACUUAAAGAAUUAAAAAAUCUGAAAAUGCACAGUUGUGUUGUCAUGGAAGGUUCUGUAUUCAAACGCAGUUGCUUUGUAUUAAUCCUGAUUUCUCUAAGGUUCCCCCCCCCCAAUAUGUUCUGAUUUAAACUUAAAAAAAUAUAUUCUCAGCAAAUAAUAAAACCUUCCCAUUACAAGAAAAUAAAAAAAGAAUAAAAGUCACUGGCUUAUACUGAUAAAUCAUAUGCGUAACAUGCCCCAGUCCUUUAGUGUGUUCUGAUGCACAUGACAGAGUUGUGCUGGGAUGUUGCCCUCAUUUGUGAUGCUGGAAGUGUGCAGAUUUCCGUGCACAAAGGAAUUUGCCCUCUGAUCCAGUUCCUCUAUUGAAAUUGGCAGGGAAGGAUUGGUGAGCAGAGGAGCAAAAUGUGGAUCUGAACGCCAGCACGAAGAGAAAACGGAUGGGUUUUUUAAUUGAUUGAAGAAUACACUUCAGUUACUACUUUCAGUAAAGUUUGAAUUCGUUCAUUUUAAAGACUGAAAAGUGUAGUGGAGUAAAAUUAAACCGAGCUUACCACAGUGGUUAUACAUGGCACACACCACAGUUUAACAACUUUGUGUAUUAAAAAUAGUAUAAGCAACAGGAUGUAUUGCCAAAGUUUUUGGGUGUCAGCUUAGCAUACAAUCAAAAUAGAGCUUUUCUUCCCCUUUAAACAAACAAAAAAACCACAGAGCCUCUGGAUAACUUUUAAAUAUCUUUUUUGCUUGUAGGGUUCUUUAAUGAAAACAAGUAAGGGUGGGUUUUAUAUUUUGUAGAGAUUUUUUGUCCUAUAUGAAUCCUCUUUGUAUGGCAAUAUGUAUAUAGUGUGUUCAGUUCCUUUCAGAUUCUGGGGAAAAACAAACAAACUUGGAAGUAAUUGAUUUUUGUGCAACUGUGUUUU